Lycium barbarum (goji berry) is the source of this 5148-nucleotide messenger RNA. RefSeq names its product SAC3 family protein B. The record is from RefSeq and is a predicted model, not a curated record. The coding region runs from base 259 to 4968 and encodes 1569 amino acids. Lineage: Eukaryota; Viridiplantae; Streptophyta; Magnoliopsida; Solanales; Solanaceae. The transcript is spliced from 15 exons. Gene Ontology annotation, biological process: mRNA export from nucleus. Gene Ontology annotation, cellular component: transcription export complex 2; cytoplasm; nucleus.
CAUAAGGGAAUUGGCCCAGACCUGUUUAUCUUUAAAGCAGCGGUCUAGACCAGCAAUAGUGUCGCCGAUUUAGGGAACUGCUCGCCGGAUAACAAGCAGUCGGCAACACGGGUUUGAAGGUGCUUAUGAUUUGAGCCAAAUUUGGAUUUAUCCAGCAAACAAACUGAACACUGAGAACCCGAGAUGCACAAUUAUUAAAUGAAGAGAGAAGAGAAAACAUUGGUGUUCACUGUUGUUGUUCUUGUGUAAGGUCGAAGAAUGGCGUUUCAGGGAUUCGGGAAGAAUACAGGUCCUAUUGGUCCUCCAAAAGCUCAAACCCCUUUUGGGACUCCUUGUCCUCCUCCUUCUACCUUCCCUCCAUCUCCCAGACCCAGUGAGACUCUUCCUAAAUGGGGCUAUGGGCAAAAAUACAUCUACCAUGAUUAUGAUGCCCAAGCAAACCAACAGUCUCCUGAAAUAGUGCCACCUUUAGCUUCAGUGUAUGCUGAAAGUACCCUCUCUGCUAGUGGUCCCCAAGUUCAAGAUUUCAGAAGAACUGGGCCACGUACUUCAUUUCCUUCUGGUGCAGAUAUUUUGGGAGCCUCCAGGACCAUGAGGGGAAGUCGUUCAGAUUUGAUAUUCAGUGAUCAGGGCCGAUUUGUUACCCAGCAAAAUCAACCAUCUCCAUUGUUUCAGAACACGAGUCCAUCGGUUCCCCAGAGUACAAGGUCACCUCCGUUAGCUUUUCAGAGUCCAUUGGUUCCCCAAAGUACAAGGUCACCUCCGUUGGCUUUUCAGAACAAUCUUUACAUAGAUGGCGAACAUUUGGCUCAGCGGCCUUCUCUGCCCCCUCAGAUGCGGGGCAACUCAUCCCAGUCGCUUCAAACCUUUCCAAUCCGAUUACCUCAGCAAAGGAUGCCCUCGAUUCCAACAAAUUACGAUCCUGGAAGACAGAUUCCAGUGAAGCAUACAGAUCAAGUCUCAAAAAGAACGAGGUCACCACCUCUUUCACCUCCUGACGGCGCAUCUUUUGAAAAAUCAGCUCUUGGUCUACGUGAAUCCAAAAGGCCAUCUACCUCUCCUUCCAAAUUGAGGUCAAAUGGUCCUCCUGACUCUCUAGCUCCCCAAAAGUCCUCAAAGCCUGGAUGUAGUGUCAAUGUUGAAGUUGAUCCAAGUAAUCCAGUGAACUUUCCAGUUCCUAAGAGGACCAAGUUUCCUUCCAUACCUUCAUCUGAUCAGGUUCUUCAAUAUGAAUCCAAUCAUGCAUAUGAUGAUAUUCAACGAGAAACUGAGGCCAAGGCAAAGCGCUUAGCUCGUUUCAAGGAUGAUCUAAGCCACAAUGUGCGAGAUGAUUCUAGUAUUCAUCAUCAGUAUCAAUCUGUUGUGGACAGACCAAAAUUUGCUCCAGAAGAUAGUGUAGAUUCAGCUGAUGAUUUCUCAGAUGGCAGUCUGCUCUCUGAUUAUCAAGGCUCAGAGUCAUCCGGUGUCAUAAUUGGGUCAUGUCCUGAUAUGUGUCCAGAAUCAGAAAGAGCAGAACGAGAAAGGAAAGGAGAUCUUGACCAAUAUGAACGCUUGGAUGGAGACAGAAAACAAACCAGUAAAUUCCUUGCUGUCAAGAAGUACACCAGGACAGCUGAGAGGGAAGCUCUGCUCAUACGUCCGAUGCCAAUCUUACAGAAGACGAUGGAUUAUCUUUUGAAUUUGCUAGAGCAGCCGUACGAAGAAAGCUUUCUUGGCUUGUAUAACUUCUUAUGGGACAGGAUGCGGGCAAUCCGUAUGGAUUUGAGGAUGCAACAUAUUUUCAACCAUGAAGCUAUUAAUAUGCUGGAGCAAAUGAUAAGGCUCCAUGUAAUCGCCAUGCAUGAAUUAUGUGAAUACACGAGAGGAGAGGGGUUUUCAGAGGGAUUUGAUGCACAUCUCAAUAUUGAACAGAUGAACAAAACAUCAGUUGAAUUAUUUCAAUUGUAUGAUGACCACCGGAAGAGAGGAAUAAAUGUGGAAACUGAGAGAGAAUUUAGAGGUUAUUAUGCACUUUUAAAGCUUGAUAAACAUCCAGGAUAUAAAGUUGAACCUGCAGAGCUUUCGCUUGAUUUAGCAAAGAUGACACCAGAUAUGCGGCAAACACCAGAAGUUCUCUUUGCCCGUGAUGUGGCAAGGGCCUGCAGGACCGGUAAUUUUAUUGCUUUCUUUCGGCUUGCAAGGAGAGCUAGCUAUCUUCAAGCUUGCUUAAUGCAUGCUCAUUUCUCAAAGUUACGGACCCAGGCCCUAGCUUCUUUACACUCUGGCCUGCAGAAUAGCCAAGGAAUCCCUGUUGCCCAAGUUGCCAAAUGGCUUGGGAUGGAGGAAGCGGACAUAGAAGGCCUUCUUGACUAUUAUGGUUUCUCAUUAAAGGAGUUUGAAGAACCAUAUAUGGUGAAGGAAGGUCCAUUUGUGGAAAUUGACAAUGACUAUCCUGUCAAGUGCUCAAAACUUGUCCAUAAGAAAAAAUCAAGGACAAUAUUCGAGGAUGUUUCAGCUCCGCAUGUUGUAUCAGUGUUGGAAAAAGAAACAGAACCCCUGUUAGAUAAGGACCAACAGCAAAAACCUGCAGCUCUUCAAUUUGUCGAGCCUGAUAGUUCUCCACUGUCCAUUGAGGAGGACAUGCCUGAUUAUGAAACUGUUUCAUCUCCAAAAUAUGAGUUAAAGGCGAUUCCAAUUACUAAAACAGAAUUUUAUCAGAAGAUCAGACAUGAAAGUCCACAGGCUCCUCCUAGUCAUGCGGUGUCAAGUCUGCCGGCUCCUUCCAGUCCUUCGGUAUUCUUUCCUCAUAUUUCCCCUGAGAUUCAGCAGCAAGCUAGAGUUGGGAGUGCAGAAAAUCCUGAAGUGCAGCUGCAAGCAAGAGUUGGGAGUUCAGGGAAAUCUAAAAAUGAUGAAGUUGCACAAUUUGGUGCAACAAGUAUGUCCAUUCAAUUCAUAGAUGCCAGAGAUGAGCAGGAGAGCUCUCCAGUUUUUCCAGCUAAUUAUCUUGUAGAAGACACAGAGUUGCAGCACAUGUUGGAUGAAGAGAAUGGAGAUGAAGAACUGGUGGUCACCGGCGAGGAAGCUGAAACUAAUGAACCAGCAGCAAGUUAUUAUGACGAAGAAGUUGCUGAGGCAAAAGUUAAACUGAUCAUCAGGAUAUGGAAGCGACGUUCUUCAAAGAAAAGGGAGAUGCGAGAGGAGAAACGGUUAGCAUCUAAAGCUGCUCUGAGUUCGCUCUCUCUUGGAAUUCCAAUGUGGCCCAACAGAACUCAACAUAGCACAUCAGCCGAGUUCAACAUUCAUCGUGCUGUCUCAAAAUGGUACCGAACUCAGGAAAGAUCAUGGUCAAGGCUGAAUGUUUCAGAUGUAGUUGCCACCACACUCCAUGAAAAGAAUGCAGCUGCCAGAUGCCUUUGCUGGAAAGUAAUUAUAUGUUGUCAGGAUAGUAUAGACAAUCAAAAUGCCGUGGACCAGUUGAAUGCCAAGUCAUGGUUGCUUUCCAAGCUCAUGCCUGCCAGAGACGAAGAAGAUGAUACACUUAUAACAUCUCCAGGCCUCUCUGUUUGGAGAAAUUGGCUUCUUAACCAAUCAGGCGGGGACCUUAUUUGUUGUUUAUCAGUUAUCAAGUAUACUAAUUUUGAGAAUCUGAAUGAGACAGUUGCAGGUGCAAGUGCGGUUCUCUUCCUGUUGUCAGAAGGUAUCCCGUGGGAUCUUCAGAAAAAUCAGUUUCAUAAGCUGUUAAUGUCAGUACCUCCUGGUUCUCAUUUACCCCUUUUGAUCGUAAGUGACCUGUGCAAGGAAAAUGUAGAUCCUUCCACAAUAGUAAAAGAACUGGAGCUACAUGAAGUCCAUGAAUCAAGACUUCAUUCCUUUAGUGUUGUUUACCUAAAAAACCAGCCGAGGAUGGAACAGUUGAAUGGGUUUUUCAGCGAUGAGCAAUUAAGAGGAGGACUAAAGUGGCUGGCAAGUGAAUCACCACCACAACCAGUUCUCCAGUGUGUAAAAGUCCGAGAACUGGUUCUCUACCACUUGAAUUCUUUGCUUGGUGAAAUGAAUGCUUAUGAUGUGGGUCCAAACAAUUGUAUCUCAGCCUUUAACGAGGCCUUGGAUCAGUCAAUGAGGGAAAUAGCUGCUGCAGCUCAUGCAAAUCCUACCUGUUGGCCCUGUCCUGAAAUAGGUUUGCUGGAGGAAUCUAGCCAUGAGUACCAAGCUGUGACCCAACACUUGCCAAGGCUGGGAUGGAGCUUAGCUCCAAGAAUUGAACCAGUUGUGUGUGCAAUAUCUGACUGCAAAUUUCCAUCUUUUCCAGAUGAUAUAUCUUGGUUACAUAGCGCGGAUGUUAAAAACCAAAUAUUACAAUUUCAAAGUUGUCUAAUAAAGUACUUCACAGAGAUUAGUAAGUUGAUGGUAUUGCCACUUGCAGAAAAAGAGGCAACUGUUAUGCUGCAGAAGUUUGUGCAGCUUCAAUUCCAGAACUCACGCUACUACAUUGUACCAAACUGGGUAAUGAUUUUCCGACGGGCAUUCAAUUGGCAGUUGAUGAAGUUAGUUAAGGAGACAUCUUUCUCUGUAUAUACCCUGAUAGAGCAUGAUUUUUCCACUUCAAUGCUUGGAGCUGUGGAACUUGAAGACUCUCAUUACCAUUUGUCACAUCCAUCUCUUGAUGAAAUGGUUGAAGCUGGACAGAUGCUUCUUCCUGGAUGUGCUAUGUUUGACAGGCAAGGAAGAGCUUUCCAACCUUAUCCAGGUAUGGCUUCACAUAGUGAAGAAAUUCCUACAACCACUGAUGCAGGCGAGGAAAUAGACUAUGGAAAGGAUGUUGGACAUGAUGAAUUUGUAAAAGCCAGUUAUAAUACAAUGAAAGAUUUAAAUGAGAGUCAAAGUGAACCUCUGGUGGCCAUUAAGGAAACUGACAAACUUGGUGAAUUACUGGAGAGGUGUAAGAUUAAGCAGAAAAUGAUAGAUAAAAACUUGUCAGUAUAUUUUUAAUGCAUUACUUUUUCUCCCUCGCUGAAAAUCUGUUGUAUGUGUGUUGUAUCUUUUUGUAUUAUGAAGGGUCUAGCUUUAUGUAUCCUUGGAAGGGUCCUGGAAUUUUGCUCUUACUGUUAUUUUUAAAUGGGACGAUCGUAAGAGCUGAAGAAUUUGUGCAUUCUUCUCCUCCUUUUACUC